AGUCAGUGAGGACUAUCAUGGCGGAUGCAGGGCAGGCUGAAUCAGAGCAGGACAUCGAAAGUAAGAUUGAAGCAACACGACAGAGGUUUAAAAGCGAGUUUGUUGAAGGAGAGUCUUCUUCAGAUCACUAUGACUCCAGAGACGUGGAGAAACUCUUCAGAGAGGACAGUCUGGUGGAGAGCUACCUCACCUGGAGACACUUUGAGGUGGAAGACGCCUUAAAAAUGAUCGAUGAGAGCUUUCGUUGGAGAAAAGAGUUCAACCUCAAUGACCUCACAGAGAACAGUAUUCCCCCGUGGAUGUUUGAGACCGGUGCCGUCUACCUGCACGGCUACGACAAAGAAGGAAACAAACUCUUCUGGUUCAGAGUGAAGCUUCACGUUAGGGAUGCGAAGACGAUACUGGACAAGAAGAGAUAUGUGGCGUUCUGGUUGGAGCGGUACGCCAAACGUGAGCCUGGAAUGCCACUGACUGUGGUGUUUGACAUGUCUGAGUCCGGCAUCAGCAACAUCGACAUGGACUUUGUCAAGUAUAUCAUUAGCUGCUUCAGAAUCUACUAUCCAAAGUUUCUUUCCAAAAUGAUCAUGUAUGAGAUGCCGUGGAUCAUGAACGCUGCCUGGAAGAUCGUGAAGACAUGGCUGGGUCCUGAAGCCAUCGGUAAACUCAGGUUUGUCUCCAAGAGUGACAUCCAGACGUUUAUUGACCCUGAACACCUUCUACCGCACAUGGGCGGGACGGACCAGUUUAAAUACAGUUAUCCUCCUCUGCCUGAUGAUGAUUUCCAGUCACCCAUCUGUGAGAACGGUCCAGUGAUCAGUGAGGAUGAGAGUGACGUCAAGGACAUUGAAUCUGAGUCUAAAGAGACCCUGGAGUCCAGCUUCAGUUCUGAUCAGAACAUCAAACCCAAGAAGGUGAACUUUCAAGAGGAAGGUCAGAGGUCGGAUGAUCUUGACAGAAGUGAAGGAACUGGUCGACUCCGAGGCGUCAGAAAACCUACAACCACUUUCAAAGGCACCUUACUGCACAUCGGUCCAGCAGAAGAGCUCAGCUUUGGUGCUAAAGAAACCGAGAAGAAAUGUUCCAUCGUCCUCAACAACGUCACCAAAAACCACGUGGCUUUCAAGGUGCGGACGACGGCUCCAGAAAAAUACCGCGUCAAACCCAGCAACAGCAGCUGUGAACCCGGCGCAAGUGUGGAUAUUGUGGUGUCGCUUCAUGGAGGGUUCCAGGCGUCGCCGCAGGACCGGUUUCUGGUCAUGGCUGCUGAGAUGGACGCAAACACUGGAUCUGCUCUUCCUGAUCUGGCUCAGUUCUGGAAAGAAGUUCCCAAAAGCAAAGUCAUGGAGCACAGGUUACGCUGUCACGUCCUGGAGAGUCCAAAGUCUUUUCUCGUUAACUCCUUUGAGAAUUCAUCAGUCACAGCCGCCAACGAGCAUCACGAUCUGCAGACCACGCUGCUGCGCGUCAUGGCCACAACCUCUCGUCUGGAGCAGAAGCUGGACGCCUGUCUGUGGCUACAGAAGGUUCUUGUGGUUCUGGUGUCGUUUCUGUUGGCUCUCAGCUUCAUCACGUCUUCCUCACUGUGGGGGUCAUGAAGCAGGUCUCGAGAUCAGAAUCCAGAUGCUCAGACUUCAGCGUGGAGACGGCCUCCAUUUGAUGGGUUUAGCGUGAUAAAGGACCAGCACACAUGGACAGAAUGUUGCCACAUCGCUCUGGUCCACAUCUACACCAGACACUCGGCGAAAAGCAUCUUUUAUCACUCGCGGAUUAAACCAAGAGAAGUUUAAUUUAUAAAACAUGUUGUGAAGAGAUCAUGCAAAUGUAAUUUACUCUGAUUUUUAUAUAUAGUAUUUUAUAAACGCAUGAAUAUAUGAAGAAAAAACAACACUGUCAUGUGCCUUUUCUUAAUGUUAAUGUUAACGAUGAUCUCACACAUUCCUCAGACCCACACCAUCAUGAUCGAUUGUGAUCGUAAAGUAUUUCUAAUUUCUCCUCUAUAACACGUGUCGUAUGUGGGGUCACAGAUGGUUUUCCAGCGAGCACUCAUUCAUUCGUCCACACUGAAAGCACAAAUUCUUCAUGACAUGAUGUGUAAUGUGUGAUUACAUUCUGGAUUGUCCUGUUCUCCAUCAGCACCGGCUGAUGUCAGCUGUCAGGUUUUCCUCGAGUCUGAAUCAUGAACCAGUGAACCUCAUGUUCUGAAGGUUGUGUGACCUAUGAACUCAAAUCACUGUUCUCUCAGUAUCAGCAUUUCUACAACUCUGUUUACUGUGUUUCAUUCAUGUGAUCCACAGUGUAUUUGAAUCAGUUGUGUCUUUGUUUGGAAUCCCAUGACCCUAAUUCUGGGAAAUUCAUUUUCACUAAACCAUUUCUAAACCUCUUGUGACCACCCAACUGUGGACGUAAUGACUAAAGG
Messenger RNA from Triplophysa rosa, 2416 nucleotides. RefSeq names its product motile sperm domain containing 2 (gene mospd2). The transcript is spliced from 15 exons. The record is from RefSeq and is a predicted model, not a curated record. Bases 18 to 1595 code for a protein of 525 amino acids. NCBI's taxonomy places the organism in Eukaryota, Metazoa, Chordata, Actinopteri, Cypriniformes, Nemacheilidae.